Thyridium curvatum is the source of this 1005-nucleotide messenger RNA. RefSeq lists its product as uncharacterized. The record is from RefSeq and is a predicted model, not a curated record. Lineage: Eukaryota; Fungi; Ascomycota; Sordariomycetes; Thyridiales; Thyridiaceae. The coding region runs from base 1 to 1005 and encodes 334 amino acids. Gene Ontology annotation, molecular function: methyltransferase activity. The transcript has 9 exons.
AUGUGUUCCGACGAGACUCCUCAGGCACCCGAGGGUGGUGCUGGCGCAAUCGAAGUUGAUGCUGAUGAUGCCGACUCAACUUACCCAGCGUCGCAAGUCACCGAUACGACAUCGCUGAGGUCCUCGAUCCUGAACUACAAGUGGGAGAAUGGACGGCGAUACCACGCUUUCGAGGAUGGAGCAUAUUGGGCACCGAACGAUGACCGCCAACAAGAGGCAGAAGACCUCAUGCACGAGAUGUACCGCGUCAUCUUGGGCGGAAAGCUGUACGCAGCUCCCAUUGCGGAAACAGUACAAAAUGUAUUAGACGUGGGAUGUGGCACCGGUAUCUGGGCCAUUGAGUUCGCAGACGAGCACCCCUCCGCCGAAGUUCUCGGUGUCGAUCUCUCACCUAUUCAGCCGGGCUUCGUACCCCCCAACUGCCGCUUCGAGGUCGACGAUAUCACCAAGUCUUGGACACACGCCGAGAACAAAUUUGACUUCAUCCACAUCCGAGCCAUGACUGGCUGCAUUCCAAACUGGACAGAGUUUUACAAGACCGGCCUACAGCAUCUGAAGCCGGGUGGCUGGCUCGAGCACGUCGAGCUCUGGGGCAUCGCCAAGUCUGACGAUGGAAGCCUCAAGGCCGAGUCCCCACUGAACAAGUGGGUGGAGAUUUUUGAGAAGAUUGGCGAGUCGACGGGCAAGACAUUCUUUUGGGGCGACAAGGUGGCCGACUCCAUGAAAGAGGCCAAGUUUGAAAACAUCUACAAGCAGCGCAUCAAAGUACCGAUUGGCACAUGGCCCAAGGACAAGGACCUGAAGCAAUGGGGCAUGUGGAACAGGCAGUUUCUCCUCGGCGGCCUCGAGGGCUUCUCAAUUCGCGGCCUGACUGAGCUCUUGGGAUGGAAGUAUGAGGAGGCCCAGCUUUAUCUGGUUGACUUGCGCAACGAGAUCAAAGACCCAAAAGUCCAUGCGUAUCUUGACCUGACGAUUGUUUACGGCCAAAAACCCAAUGAUGAUUAA